This is a messenger RNA of Trichobilharzia regenti, 705 nucleotides long. NCBI's taxonomy places the organism in Eukaryota, Metazoa, Platyhelminthes, Trematoda, Strigeidida, Schistosomatidae. The record is from the annotation of a GenBank genome assembly.
AUUUUAUCUACUUCACUUUAUGGAACAUCCAAUCAGAACAGAUAUUCAUAUAUUAAACCAUUGGAUAAUAUGAGCAUUGCAGCCGAUAAACUAACUGAUAAAGAAGUCAGUGAUUUGGAUUCAGAAAAUGAUACAGUCUGGUGGUCUCAUCUAUUGCCCUACAAACCAUCAAACUUACCAAGUAAUUUAGCUGACCGGCUAAGACAACGGAACAGUUUAAUUCUUUCUAGAAGUUCACCAACAGCUCGACUUUCAAAUAGUUCAUUGCCUACUUCAUUCCCGUAUAACUGUUCUAAUCAAAUUAACAAUAGUAAUAAUAAUAAUAAUGGCAAUGGUAAUAAAGUCGCCUACAACAUUCCCAAUCUAAUGAUCCAAUCAAUGUAUGAACAGAGUGAUUCUUCGGGUUCUAGUGGACUAAGAACCGAUGGUUUAUCUUCUCUUUAUUAUACACGAAAUAAAGGUGUCAGUGAUUCACGAAUCAGACAUUCAAGACCAUUAAGUGUGCAUACAGACUAUUCACACAGUGCUAAUAAUUCAUUUCAUCUGCCGUCAUUAACACAUUUAAAUUCAACAAUAAAUACUGACACUGUUCAUUAUUCCUCAUCAUCAUCAUCAGCAUCAUCACAACAAAGACAACUUCAACAACAACAACAACAACAACGGCCUAGUCAGCAAAUAUCAACACGGCCAUCUAGUCUUCAUUAG